GUGGUAUUGUCUGACUGCUUCCUUUCCCAAGCAGCAUCCUGGAAAUAGCUACAGAGAGUCCCGCAUUUGGGUGUAGCAACUCGAUCGCAACGAGGUGGGUGCUGCUGGUUCUUCCGUGACUUACUCUGGCCUAGGUCUCAAGGUACCUAUAGUUUCGCAGGGGUCAGUGCAAAGGUCGCUUCAGGUACCCCAACCGCAUUUGGCCAGCCCCAGACAGAACAACCCUCCCCAAAACUUCGAGCUUGAGGCCCGCAGCCUACACGGUUUGAGACAGCUCUUCAACUUGCGGGUUCCAUUCCAACGCUUCUGUACUCCCCUUCGCGACGGUCACAGAUUACAGCGUGCAGAGCGCUUAUCCCAUGCCGCCGCAGUCAUGAACCAGAUUCGGGCGAUCCAGAAGCUCAACCAGCGCGAGAUAGAGCUGGGCAUAUCCCCCGAGGCAUCAUGGCACACCGACUACCGCGACACGGCCUUUGUCAACUUUGGCGGCCUCCCCUAUGAACUCACGGAAGGCGACAUCAUCACCAUCUUCUCCCAGUACGGGGAGCCUGUCUUUCUCAAGCUGGCGCGCGACAAGGAGUCUGGCAAAAGCAAGGGCUUCGGCUGGCUCAAGUACGAAGACCAGCGCUCGUGCGACCUUGCGGUGGAUAAUAUCGGUGGCGCCGAGAUUGGCGGGCGGCUCAUCCGGGUCGACCACGCGCGCUACAAGGCUCGAGACGAUGAAGAUCCGGAAGAAUGCAAGAUCGGCUGGGAGGAUAUGAUACGCAGAGAAAAGAUGGCCAAAGGCGAGGACAUUGAGAUGGAGGACGAACAGAGCGAAGCGGAGCAGGUCACGCGUCGGCCAAUGAUCAAGGAGGAAGAGGAGCUGCAGAAGCUUAUUGACGAGCAUGACGAGGAGGAUCCGAUGAAGGCGUUCCUCAUCGAAGAGAAGAAGGCCGAGGUGGAACUGGCGCUUCAGAAGGCACGGAGUCGCAAGGACAAGGGGUCCGACGCAAAACACCGCCAUCGUGAACAUCGCCAACGCAGCCACCGGUCACGAAGGGAUCGGAGUGGCGACAGAGAUUCAAGAGAGGACCGCCACAGGAGAUCACACAGAGAUAAGACACCAGUACUCGAUCGUGAUUCGCGACAGGACCGGGCAAGGACACCCGAGAAGAGGGACGAAACGAGAGAUCAUGAUCGCCGGAGGCGGGACGACGAUGUCCACGACAGGGACAGAAGAAGUCACAGACCUCGAGACGAGGAGCGCGAGCGCGAUAGGCAUGAAGACCGGCGGAAAGUUCGGCCAGAACGACAUGGCGACGAGAAGCGUUCGAGUCGACGAGAUAGCCGGGACAGGAGACGGGAAGGAGAUGAUGAUAGAGAGCGAGACCGGCGCCAGAAGAGCCGACGGGAUAGCAGGAGUAGAUCGCCUCGUAGAUAGCCAAUUGGUAUCACCGCGCAAAGCGUUUGAUGCUCGGCUGCUAAACCGGUUCUGGGCCAUGCCCAGUCAAAUGCCAAUUUUGUACGAACAGGGAUGGACAGGGCCCGGCAGGCAAGAUGUAAAAGUCCGUUGGUAUCAUUAUCUCUCUCAAAUUCUGG
This is a messenger RNA of Microdochium trichocladiopsis, 1581 nucleotides long. RefSeq lists its product as uncharacterized. Gene Ontology annotation, molecular function: RNA binding. Gene Ontology annotation, cellular component: precatalytic spliceosome; catalytic step 2 spliceosome; U2 snRNP. The record is from RefSeq and is a predicted model, not a curated record. The transcript is spliced from 2 exons. The coding region runs from base 374 to 1423 and encodes 349 amino acids. Lineage: Eukaryota; Fungi; Ascomycota; Sordariomycetes; Xylariales; Microdochiaceae. Gene Ontology annotation, biological process: mRNA splicing, via spliceosome.